Macrosiphum euphorbiae (potato aphid) is the source of this 216-nucleotide messenger RNA. Lineage: Eukaryota; Metazoa; Arthropoda; Insecta; Hemiptera; Aphididae. The record is from the annotation of a GenBank genome assembly.
AUGGUACUAUCAAAUGAUGAACGAGCUUGUAUUGCAGGAAAGCUUCGUCAAGGUGUUCCUGUGGACCGAAUAAUGCAAGACAUAAGAAGUACAAGUAAUCCAGAUCCUGAGAAGUUUGACCGUAUUCAUUAUACAGAGAAAAAGGACGUACGUAAUAUCCAACGUGAUUACAAACUUGGAUAUCAUACAAUGAAAUUUCAUGAAGAAAAUGCAUAA